Macadamia integrifolia is the source of this 954-nucleotide messenger RNA. RefSeq lists its product as uncharacterized. Bases 190 to 696 code for a protein of 168 amino acids. The record is from RefSeq and is a predicted model, not a curated record. The transcript has a single exon. NCBI's taxonomy places the organism in Eukaryota, Viridiplantae, Streptophyta, Magnoliopsida, Proteales, Proteaceae.
AGCAAGCACCUACCAUGCAAGGACCAAAAACAGAGCUAUAGCAGAAAGAGUGGGGAACUGGGGAGCUCUCGACUUGAGGGGAGAGAGAGAGAGAAGAAAGGAGAACAAGAAGACGGCGAAAAAGUGCAAAAGGAAAAAACCGUAUUGAUCCAUUUUGGGUUUGGGUUUUGUUUUGUGUUUGUUCACUGAAUGGCCGCCGGAAAGAGCUACCUUGCGAGACCCAGUUACCGAUUUCUUGGUGGGGAAAUAGAGCCGAUUAGAUCAGAGUCCGUUUUCGAAUUCGAUGAAGCAGACAUCUGGAGUACGAAUCACACAGCAUCAUCACCUCAGGAAUUCAAGAAGAUGACGAUACCCAGUUCGAGGGGGUCGAAGAAAUCGACCAAGAGGGUCGACAAUGGAGGGGACUAUCGUCGGUCUGCCGGAGCCACUGGUUCGUCUCUGCCUGUGAACAUACCUGACUGGUCGAAGAUCCUAAAGGAGGAUCGCAGGAGAGGGAUUCCUGGUGAUGUCGAUGAUGACGACGAUGAGGAUGGCGAAGAAGGUAGGGUCCCUCCUCACGAGUUCAUAGCUAAGCAAUCAGCUAGGAAUGGUGUUUCUUCUUUCUCUGUGCAUGAAGGGAUUGGAAGAACUCUUAAGGGCAGGGACUUGAGUAGGGUCAGAAACGCCAUCUGGGAGAAGACUGGAUUCCAGGAUUAGCUCCAUUUUCACAGACACCACACCAGUGACGAUGGAAACUGAAACAAGAAAUGAUCAUUUUAUCUUUCCCUUUUUUUUCCCCAUUUUUUAUGGUCCCUUUUUUGAGUUUUUGGUUCCCAAGCUUUACCUCUAUCUCCUCCUGAUUGGGUUUUGCUGUUGAGGGGGCGGAUCAAGUAUAGAUAAUGGAUACAUAACUCUGACUGGUUUUGAUUUAGAUUGUACCUAGAGAAAACUUCAAUGCUAUUUUCUAUUCUGAAA